CUUUCGUUUCCGGGGCUUAAAAAUGUUUACUUGAGCCCAAAGAAAAGCCCAUUAAAACUCACCACGUCAUCACUCACUUUUCUCUAUUUAAAACCUCAUAUUUGUCUCAGUGUCAGAUCACCCUACCAUAUCUCACCACAUCACCUCUUCGUCUUCGCCAAUCUCCAUACGAGAGCUUCCUCUGUUUCUCCGCUGCUAUGGGUAGCUCCGGCGACGUUAACUGGAAACUCGAGGACCACCCCAAGCUCCCCAAAGGCAAAACCAUCGGACUGAUCGUUCUCGACGGAUGGGGCGAAUCCGAGCCCGAUCAAUACAAUUGCAUCCACAAAGCUCCAACUCCCGCCAUGGAUUCACUCAAAAACGGACGUCCUGACACGUGGAGGCUGAUCAAAGCUCACGGCACAGCCGUUGGUCUUCCCAGCGAGGACGAUAUGGGAAACAGCGAGGUUGGCCAUAAUGCUCUCGGAGCUGGGAGGAUUUACGCUCAGGGUGCUAAGCUUGUUGAUCUCGCGCUUGAGUCCGGGAAGAUUUAUGAAGAUGAAGGGUUUAAAUACAUUUCUGAGGCUUUUGAGAAGGGGACUGUGCAUCUUAUUGGGCUUUUAAGUGACGGUGGAGUUCACUCUCGCUUAGAUCAAGUUCAGUUGCUGUUGAAGGGUUUCGCAGAACGUGGCGCUAAGAGAAUCCGUGUUCAUAUACUUACUGAUGGUCGUGAUGUUUUGGACGGGUCUAGUGUCAGCUUUGUGGAGACUCUUGAAAGUGAGCUCGCUGAGCUACGUUCCAAAGGUGUUGAUGCUCAGGUUGCCUCUGGUGGAGGUCGUAUGUAUGUCACAAUGGACCGUUACGAGAAUGAUUGGACUGUUGUGAAACGUGGGUGGGAUGCGCAAGUCCUUGGAGAAGCUCCCCACAAAUUCAAAAACGCUCUUGAAGCAGUUAAGAAACUGAGAUCUGAACCUAAAGCCAAUGACCAGUACUUGCCACCGUUUGUCAUUGUUGACGACAGUGGGAAGGCUGUGGGUCCAAUCGUUGAUGGUGACGCGGUUGUUACGUUCAACUUCCGUGCUGAUCGAAUGGUCAUGCUUGCCAAAGCCCUCGAGAAUGAAGAUUUUGACAAGUUUGAUCGCGUACGUUUCCCAAAGAUUCGUUACGCAGGAAUGCUCCAAUAUGAUGGAGAGCUAAAGCUUCCUAGCCAUUACCUUGUUUCUCCACCAUUGAUUGACAGAACGUCUGGUGAAUAUCUUGCACACAAUGGCGUCCGUACUUUUGCUUGCAGUGAAACUGUCAAGUUUGGCCAUGUUACCUUCUUCUGGAAUGGAAACCGCUCUGGAUAUUUCAACGAGAAGCUAGAGAAGUACGUUGAGAUUCCGAGUGACAGCGGAAUAUCAUUCAAUGAACAGCCAAAGAUGAAAGCGCUGGAAAUUGCUGAGAAAGCAAGGGACGCUAUCCUUAGUGGCAACUUUGACCAGGUGCGUGUUAACCUGCCAAAUGGAGACAUGGUGGGUCAUACCGGUGAUCUUGAUGCUACUGUUGUUGCAUGUGAGGCUGCUGAUGUUGCUGUGCGGAUGAUUCUUGAUGCCAUAGAAAAGGUUGGAGGGAUAUAUGUUGUGACUGCAGAUCACGGAAAUGCUGAGGACAUGGUUAAAAGGGACAAAGCUGGCAAGCCCGCUCUUGACAAGGAAGGAAAGCUUCAGAUUCUCACCUCUCACACCUUGAAACCGGUGCCAAUUGCAAUAGGAGGUCCUGGUUUGUCAGCAGGAGUUAGGUUCAGACAGGACUUGGACACACCAGGGCUUGCGAAUGUAGCUGCAACGGUGAUGAACCUCCAUGGAUUUGUGGCUCCGGGCGAUUAUGAGCCGAGUCUGAUUGAAGUAGUCGACAAGUAAUGAUGGUGUGGUGAUCGUUGUUCCCUCUGAAAGUCCCACUUGAGCUUCUCUAAAUCAUGAUUCUGUUUACGUUUCUUUUUUCUUUUCCUCGUGCUCUUCCUUUAAUAAGGCCCUCUUGAUUUUUGAGGUGGCGGUAGUUUAGACUCGCCACUAUCAACUGUCUGUUCUGGGUCAAGUUAAAAACUGCAUUUGGAUGUUUUGUUUGCACAAACUGAUUCUGAUUUUGAAGGUUUAAUAAUAAUUAAACGAAUUACAUAAAA
Molecule: messenger RNA, 2140 nt
Organism: Brassica napus (rape)
Lineage: Eukaryota; Viridiplantae; Streptophyta; Magnoliopsida; Brassicales; Brassicaceae
Product: probable 2,3-bisphosphoglycerate-independent phosphoglycerate mutase 2
Exons: 9
Coding region: 198-1880 (560 amino acids)
Biological process (GO): glucose catabolic process
Cellular component (GO): cytoplasm
Molecular function (GO): manganese ion binding
Source: RefSeq, a predicted model, not a curated record